Molecule: messenger RNA, 2418 nt
Organism: Anoplopoma fimbria (sablefish)
Lineage: Eukaryota; Metazoa; Chordata; Actinopteri; Perciformes; Anoplopomatidae
Product: cadherin-6-like
Exons: 11
Coding region: 1-2418 (805 amino acids)
Biological process (GO): calcium-dependent cell-cell adhesion; cell-cell junction assembly; homophilic cell-cell adhesion
Cellular component (GO): adherens junction; plasma membrane; catenin complex
Molecular function (GO): calcium ion binding; cadherin binding
Source: RefSeq, a predicted model, not a curated record
AUGAGGACUAUCUCACAGGGCAUUGUAUGGCUCUGUCUUUGCCUGACCCUGACUGCUUGGUCUUUGAGUGGACGUCAAAUAGAGACAGAUGGUGUAGAGGGAACUAAAGAGGUCAGAGGAGAGAAUCUGCUCAAAAGAGUGAGACGAGGCUGGAUGUGGAACCAGUUUUCCCUCCAGGAGGAGUAUACAGGAAGCGGCUACCAGUACAUUGGCAAGCUCCAGUCGGAUCAGGACUACGGAAAUGGCUUAGUCAAGUACGUUCUGUCUGGCGAAGGGGCCGGCACCAUCUUUGUCAUCGAUGAGAACAUCGGGGACCUGCACGCCACUCGCCGCCUGGAUCGUGAGGAGAAGGCUUUUUAUAUCCUCAGAGCCACAGUGGUCAACAAACAGACAGGUCAAAAGCUGGAGCCAGAGACUGAGUUCACUGUCAAACUCCACGACAUCAAUGAUAACGAGCCUAAGUUCAACAAAGAAGUUUACACCAGCAGUGUGCCUGAGCGGUCUGUUAUUGGUACAUCAGUGAUCCAAGUAACAGCUACAGAUGCUGAUGAUAGUAUGUAUGGGAGUAGUGCAAAACUGGUCUACAGCAUCAGCCAGGGACACCCGUACUUCUCUGUGGACCCAAACACAGGUGUGAUCCGGACAGCUUUGGGUCCUGGGGACAUGGACCGCGAGCAGAGGGAGCACUAUCAGGUGGUGAUUGAAGCUAAAGAUAUGGCUGGACAGAGAGGAGGGCUCACUGGAACCACCAUGGUUAACAUAACCCUCACUGAUGUCAACGACAACCCUCCCCGCUUCACUCAGAGUAUUCACCAGUUCAUAGUUACUGAGUCGUCCAAGUCUGGCACUCCAGUUGGGAGGGUUCUAGCCACUGACAGAGACAUCGGGAAGAACGCUGAGAUGUACUUCACCAUCGUUAGUGGAGACGGCAUGGAUAUGUUCGACAUCUCCACUGACAAAGACACACAGGAGGGAGUCAUCACUGUCGGCAAGCCUUUGGAUUUUGAGAAAAAGCCGUCAUACACAGUAGAGAUCCAGGUGGAGAACACACAGCUGGACCCUCGUUUUAUAUCUGGUUCCAAGGACAUGGCCACGGUCCGGAUUGCUGUGGACGACGUGGAUGAGCCUCCGCUGUUCGACAAAGCCAGCUAUCUGAUGGAGGUGAAGGAAGACUCUGCAGUUGGGGUGGCCGUGGGCUCAGUCAGUGCCAUGGACCCCGAUAAAGCUCGCAGCAUGGUCAAGUACUCUAUCGACCGUCGCACCGACAUGGACCGCCUGUUCAACGUACACCCAGGGAAUGGAUCUGUGUUUCUGCUCAAAGGCCUGGACAGAGAGGAGACUGCCUGGCAUAAUAUUUCAAUCAUUGCUACCGAGUUCAAUAAUCCCCGUCAGAGCAGCCAUGUUCCGGUUUACAUCCGCCUGCUGGAUAUCAACGACAACGCUCCCACCUUCGCCUCUGUGUAUGAAACCUUUGUCUGUGAGAGGACUAAGGCUGGUCAGCGUAUCCAGACAGUGAGUGCUGUUGAUGCCGAUGAGCCGUCAGCGGGACACAAGUUCUUCUUCAGCCUGGCUCCUGAGGGGUCCCACCACAGCAACUUCACUGUCCGAGACAAUGGAGAUAACACUGCUGGCAUCCUGACACGACGAGCCAGCUACAGCCGCCUUGAUCAGAGCGUCUACCUGGUUCCCGUGGUGAUCACAGACGGCGACGACCCAAUGCAGAGCAGUACCGGUACUCUUACUGUGAGGGUGUGCACCUGCGACCGUGAAGGCAACAUGGAACUGUGUAGCGCAGAGGCUCUUAGCAGCUCUCCUGGUCUCAGCACUGGAGCUCUUAUCGCUAUCCUCCUGUGUGCCAUCAUACUACUGAUGAUCGUGGUUAUGUUCACAUCUUUAAAAGGACAAAGGAAGCAGGAGCCGCUCAUCAUUUCCAAGGAGGAUGUGCGGGACAACGUGGUGAGCUACAAUGACGAGGGCGGAGGAGAGGAGGACACCCAGGCUUUUGACAUUGGAGCACUGCAACACCAGGUCACUGCUGCCAAUUUAGAGGAGUCCGCCAAUCAGAGGCGUGACAUCAUCCCUACUGACACCCUGCUGUAUCCACAACACCGCAGACUUACCCCUGCCUUGUCUGGCCUCAUCAUACCGCCAGUCAGCAUGGCUUCACGGGAUAACGGUGAGGUACUCAAGUUUAUAAAUCAGAAAGUGCUUGAGAACGACUGUAACCCGACAGCACCACCGUACGACUCACUGGCCACCUUUGCCUACGAGGGCGCAGGCUCAAUGGCAGAGUCACUGAGCUCACUGGGCUCAGUGUCAUCCGAGGCUGAGCAGGACUACCACUACCUGAGUGACUGGGGUCCUAGGUUCAGGAAACUAGCUGACCUGUAUGGUGCUGAGGACUGUGACUUCUCUUAA